GGUUGAUAAGAUAAUAGGAAUGCAGUUGCAUCAAACGAGUCAUCAUUGCAAGUAUAUUGCAAGGAUCUAAAAUAUUUGAAAGUUUCUGACGAAAUCGAUUCUUGUAUUCACAUUUAAGAAAUAUUUCGCGAAAGCCAUUAACAAAGAAGAAAAAGAAAGGAGGAUGGAUGUGAAAGAGCAAUAUAACGGGGUGGAAGAAAUAAUAUGUGACUUGAUGAACGCUUUUGAAAAUGUACAACGGGAAAUAAAGAUAGAGAUGGAGAAAUUAAAAGACGAAAUGAGAUGUAGGGAAAAAGAUUGGACAGAGGAAAAAAAUAAAUUAAAAGAAAGAAUAAAGAAAUUAGAAGUAAUAUGCGAAGAAUAUAAGAAGAUUAAAGACGAAAUAAGACAAUUAGAAAGAACGGAGACGGAUAGUGAAAGAGAAGAGGUGGAAUGUGUAUGGGAUAACAGAAUUGAGAUGAUGAAAGAGUUGCUUGAUAAAUUCGAGAGAGGUGAGAAAAGUGUAAAGCAAGAAAAGAGAAAAAAAAAUAAUACGAGGGUCGCAUUGAUCCCCACUAGUACUCCAAGUACAUCCCAAUUGCAAAAUACAGCUACUUCUAUUAAUACAGACUUUGGUCGAAAUAACAACAAUUUUGACUUGAUAGAAACUCCUAGCACUUCAUCGGAAAGACGUGCGCAAAAUCAGAAUUCGAACAUUUUUCAGUUAAAUGAAUUAAAUAGGCCAAAUACUGCCAGUGGCAAUACAGUAUCAGAGAAUAGAAAAAAUCAUACUCCCUCGAUUAAUUUCGGUGAUUUCAAAAAUUUUAUGAACAAAUCAGAUCAAUUUGCGUCCAGUAAUUCUCACAAUGCUAACAUUAUGUGUAAUUGUAAAAAGCCUGCUGUUCAAAUAGUUGGAAAAUUUGGACCAAAUAAGGGACGUCUAUUUUACAAAUGCAGUGAAAACGUUUGCAACUUUUUGAAAUGGGCAAAUGAGGAUAGUGCAAAAUUUCAAGGUAAUGCAGGGAAGAAACGUUCAAUGGUAUCAAGCCCUGAUAAAAACAACGAUAGUAACUUUUCUCGCCCUAGCACUUCUAAGGACAAUUGGGACAACCCAUCCACGAAUGUUAUGUGUAACUGUAAUCAGUCCGCUCGAAAGAUGGAGGUUUACAGAGAUGGCCCUAAAAAGGGACGACUAUUUUAUAGAUGUCCAAAUUCCAUUUGUAAUUUUUUCAAGUGGGCAGAUAAGAAUGAUAACGGAGUUCCUGAAAACGCUAAAAAGCCCAAACUUAUCAGGGGCAGGAGAAAAUGCGGAAUUUGCGGAAUAGAAGGUCACAUGAGAUACAAAUGUCCAAAUAUAGGCAAUUUCGAACGUUAUGUCUCUCUCAUGAGUUACUUCGAAAAAUUUUUUCGAAAACAGGAACAUAAAUAAUAUACAGUUGUAACGAUUAGCGUUAUAAAAAGCUUAAUUAAAAUGGAGAAGUGUCAAACACGGUUUUUAUCUGUAAGAGUUGAUUUCUGCCUUGUAACUCUUACAAGUAUUAAGACUUCUAAUGGAAAAAAGUUUGAUACACACACAAUUAUUGUUAUUUUAUAAUUCCUACUUAUAUUGUAGUUUUCUAGUUUCUAUUUAUAUCCUAGUAAGC
Molecule: messenger RNA, 1622 nt
Organism: Trachymyrmex cornetzi
Lineage: Eukaryota; Metazoa; Arthropoda; Insecta; Hymenoptera; Formicidae
Exons: 4
Coding region: 164-1408 (414 amino acids)
Molecular function (GO): zinc ion binding; nucleic acid binding
Source: RefSeq, a predicted model, not a curated record